UUACUUUUACUUCUUUACAAUGGGUGGCGUUCCUGUCGUUAGAUUACUGGGUUUAAUUUAAAUUAAUGUGUAAUUUAUUGAGAGAUUAUUGAAUGGGAAUUUUACUAGAACAUAAAUUCACACAGCUGCACGUGCUGCUGUCACAGACUGUCACUCAAGUCAUUAAUGCUGCAGCAUACAUUUUUCAUCAGUGAAAAAAGAAUAGUUUCGUCAUGCAAUGCCUUCGUUUAACACCAAGACAAAUGGAUAUUUCAAGAUUCAAAUCUCAACCUCAAUUUAAGGCAGCACAUUGAGACACCUGUCUGAGAUACUGUGAGAAUUACACUGAAUGACCCUGGCAGGCCUGAGGCCAUUAAAUCUCGUUAAAAUCAGAAGAUAAAACGUCUAUUUUGUUAAACAUGGAUGUUACUACAUAUGAUGAUAUAUACAGCGGAUUUCCUCCACCUUGUCCCGAUAGCUUGCAGUAUCUGAACAGCACAGUUUUGGUCCUGGUCUACAUCAUAGUCUUCUUUCUCAGCUUGCUCGGGAACACCGUGGUGAUAUUUGUGGUAUUUUUCAUGAAGAACCAACGGGCAUCUACUGACAUUUACCUGAUGCACCUGGCCAUUGCCGACUUGCUCUUUUCAUUCACUCUCCCAUUCUGGGCGGCUUACCUCCACGCAGGCUACUGGAUGUUUGGCACCGUUAUGUGCAAACUGGUUUCCGGUGUACAAGAAGCUACUUUUUACUGUUGCGUCUUCCUCCUUGCAUGCAUUAGUAUCGAUCGCUACCUGGCCAUCGUUAAAGCGACCCAAUUCCUCUUUCGUCAGCGCCACCUAGAGGGCGCAGUGUGCGCAGUGGUGUGGAUGUGUGCCAUUUUGCUGUCCCUGCCCAUCAUGGUGCAUCAUGAGGCGUUUGUGCCUGAGAGCAUGGAGAACAUUUACAUUUGUCAUGAGAAUCUGACCGCAGACACCAUUGAAGAAUGGAGGUUAGGCUUGCGGAUUCUUCACCACACCUUGGGAUUCUUCCUACCGUUGGGCGUUAUGAUUUUUUGUUACAGUUUUACCAUGUGGACACUCUGUCAUUCGCACAACAGCCAAAAGCAGAAGGCAAUGCGCAUCAUAUUAUGCAUCGUUCUGGCUUUUGUGAUCUGCUGGCUGCCCAAGAACAUCAGCGAACUUCUGGACACCCUGAUGCGAGGCAGUUGGAUAACGGAAACGUGCAAGCUGAGGGACAGUUUAGAUGUGGCGCUGCAUGUCACCGAGGCUAUGGCUUUUACCCACUGUGCCAUCAACCCCAUUUUAUACGCUUUCAUUGGCAAGAAGUUCCGCAACCAGCUCCUCAUGUCUCUCUUCAAGAAAGGCCUGCUGAGGAGAGAGACGUUGACAAAAUACAGAGUGGAAUCUGUGUAUAGCUCUGCAAGCUCCAGGCAAAUGUCCGUGAUGCUGUAAUCAAAGUGACAUUCAUGAUAAAACUUCCUCUUACAAGGGUAUAAAGAGCCCUUGUCUUCUGUUAAAUGAAUAGCUCACCCAAAAACUGAAAAUUCUGCUAAUAUUUUCUCACCCUUGUGUCGUUCCAAACCCACAUGCUGUUAUUUACUGUAUCCUGUGGAACAUAUAAGCAUUAUCUUUUACGCAGCACUUUUCAAUACAUCAAAAUUUCAUUGUGAACAGUGGCUGUCUAGCUCAAAAACAGGACAAAAAACACAAUAAAAACAUCAUAAAUGUAGUCCAUACCACUUCUUGCACUAUAUUCCAAGUCUUCUGAAAUCAUACUAUAGCUUUUUGCAAAGAACAGGCUGAAAUUAUAGCUGCUAUUCAGUGAAAAUCUUUUUCUCUGCCGCAGCUCUCAAAUCUCAUUCUCCAUAUUUCAACUGGUGUGCCUGUGUUCGGUUACGGCACAUACAAGAAACAGUGGCAUUUUUGCAGUUAAUAACGUCAAACCUGGUGUAAUGUAUCAAAAAGCAGCACUUUUUAGUUGAACUCAAAAUAUGACAAACACUUUACAAUGAGGUUGUAUUUGUUGACUGUAACACAGUUCAGUGGAAAGGAGGAGGCGAGAACCGGCUUGAUAAUAUAAAUAAUAUUUAAUGAUUAACUAAAACAAAAGCACAAACACACACAAGUGUCGGACAGCUGUCCGUAACUCUCUCUCUCUCUGUUGCACUGCCGUCUCCAGUCGGCCCUUAUCCCUCUCGGGCUAAUCAGCCUGAUUAGGGGCCGGAUGUGUAGAAUCCGCCCUGCCACAUUGACAUUAGUUAACUACAUUAGAUAAUGUGAACUAACAAUUAACAAUACUUUUCCAUUACUUAUUAAUCUUGUUUAUAAAGGAAUAGUUCACGCAAAAAUGAAAAUUCUCUCAUGAUUUACUUACCCUCAUGCCAUCCCAGAUGUGUAUUCAGAAUAAACUUUCUUUAUUCUGCUGAACACAAAUGAAAAUUUUUUGAAAAAUAUCUCAGCUCUGUAGGUCCAUACAAUGCAAGUGAAUGGUGACCAAAACUUUGAAGGUCCAAAAAGCAUAUAAAGGCAGCAUAAAAGUAAUCCAUGUGACUUCAGUGGUUUAAUCCAUGUCUUCAGAAGAAAUAUGAUAGGUUUUUGUGAGAAACAGAUCAAUAUUUAAGUCCUUUUUUUAUCAUAAAUUCUCCUCCCUGACCAGUAGGUGGCGAUAUGCACAAAGAAUGCGAAUCAGCAAAAACAAAAGAAGAUUGUGAAAGUGAAAGCGGAGAUUUAUUGUAAAAAAGGACUUAAAUAUUGAUCUGUUUCUCACACACACCUAUCAUAUCGCUUCUGAAGACAUGGCUUAACCACUGGAGUCAUAUUGAUUACUUUUAUGCUGACUUUGUGCUUUUUGGACCUUUAAAGUUUUGGACCCUGUUAACUUGCAUUGUAUGAACCUACAGUGCUGAGAUAUUCUUCCAAAAAUCUUUGCGUUGAGCAGAAGAAAGAAAGUCAUACACAUCUAUUAAUAAGUUAUAUCCAAUUUUCAAAAUUGCAUUGCCAUGAAGAUGUAAUGUCAAUAAACCCUAAAACGACUGUAAAAAUUAUGAUUUAAACAAAUUUACAGCUCAAAUAAUACACAGAUUUUAACAGGAGAAUUAAUGUAAGUGGUUUUUUUUUAAAUUAUAAGCUUUACAUUUCUGCCUUUAAACCCUCCAAUAACUGGCCCCAUUGACUUCCAUUGGAGGUGUCUCACUGUAACCUUGAUUUUAGCUUUUUUUAAGAAAAAGAGGGAUGAGUAAGUAAGUAAGCAAUUUUAUCACACUAAAAUCAUGUUAACACCUGAUGUUUUUCAGUAUUGUGGCUAUACUUUUGAAACUGAGUAUUUUAACGUUUACGGAUUGGCCUCAUUCACUUCCAUUGUAAGUCUCUCACUGUAACCCAGAUUUGUGCCUUUUUUUUUUUUUGUUUUGUUUUUAAAGGAGGGGCAAGUCAAAAUUUAUUUUUGUGGUAAUCAACAGUAUUCCACAAAUGCUGUCGAAUGAGCUUAACUUGUAUUGAAACCGGAAUAUUCAUUUAAGACAAAUGCUUCAUGCUUUCUAGGUAAAAUACUGUGAAGCAAAUAAUCAAAAAAGUAAACUCUCUGUUAUCUCUGUUACAGGAUAUUGCAGCAAAACUUGUAUAGCCUAUAUGUGUGUGUGUUUUGAGUAUCUUUGACUGUCUGUCACUUUUUUCCCAUGAUAACAAUCUAUUAAAGGGUUUUUUUCUGGUUUGUGUGUCUCACAGACUGCACUCUUUGAAAGCUGUAGGCAUUUAUAUCCAAAGAGUCUAUGAAAAACAACCAUUGUUCUUUUGUAGAGGCUUCAAGUUCUGUCAGCAUGAUUAAAUAACAGAUGAUGUAGAUUACACAAUUUGUAUGUGUACCUUUUAUUUUUCACCCAUAUACAUGUAUAGACAUGUAUAUGGGUGCUAUUUUUCAUUUUCCUCCUAAAUAAUAUUAAAAGCAAUUUGUUGUUUUCUCUCUGCUUUGCAUGUGUAAAUAAAAUUGUUUUAGAAAAAGUGAUGUUUAUUCCAGAUUAAGUUAAGCAAUAAGUCUACAUUUCACCUUGCAAUCACAUGAUUUCACCAAUGUUUCUACUUCCCCUUGACAGCACAGAGAAGUGAAGCAACCUGUUUUCCUCUCUAACAUAGCAUGUGGGUGUGCUACAGUAACUUUCUCAACACAACCUUAAAAAACAUUGCAUUGCAGCAUCAUGCACUCAUUUACAUUUAUAUGCCACUAAAAAUGCAUGGGAGGUGUUAAACUGUUAUUAGAUUUUAUUCUUUAAACAUUAUUAAAAAUAUAUAUUAAGUCUUUAAAGACAUUUAACCCAAAACUGAAAAUUCUGUCAUCCUUUACUCACCCUCAUGUGCUCCAAAACCUUUUGACUUUCUUAUUUUCUUUGAGUUUGUAGGCAGAUUUUUAUCCUGAGCCGGAAUUCACAUUUAAUGAAUGGCAAAAAAAGAUGCAUUGAAAGUAAAUGGUGGUGACUGAGGCUAAAAAAAAAAAAAAAAAAAAAAUAU
Messenger RNA from Myxocyprinus asiaticus (Chinese sucker), 4478 nucleotides. Its product is annotated as C-X-C chemokine receptor type 1-like. The transcript has 3 exons. Bases 399 to 1430 code for a protein of 343 amino acids. Gene Ontology annotation, cellular component: membrane. Lineage: Eukaryota; Metazoa; Chordata; Actinopteri; Cypriniformes; Catostomidae. Gene Ontology annotation, biological process: G protein-coupled receptor signaling pathway; immune response; neutrophil chemotaxis. Gene Ontology annotation, molecular function: C-X-C chemokine receptor activity. The record is from RefSeq and is a predicted model, not a curated record.